Messenger RNA from Monomorium pharaonis (pharaoh ant), 1162 nucleotides. RefSeq names its product peroxiredoxin (gene Tpx-3). Lineage: Eukaryota; Metazoa; Arthropoda; Insecta; Hymenoptera; Formicidae. Gene Ontology annotation, cellular component: mitochondrion; cytosol. Gene Ontology annotation, biological process: hydrogen peroxide catabolic process; cell redox homeostasis; cellular response to stress. Gene Ontology annotation, molecular function: thioredoxin peroxidase activity. The record is from RefSeq and is a predicted model, not a curated record. The coding region runs from base 243 to 971 and encodes 242 amino acids. The transcript has 3 exons.
GAGCACUAUCUACAUAUGCACACAUAUAUACACAUAUAUGUAUAUAUAUAUAUAUAUAUAUACGCAUCCCCAUCUCAAAGUGUUUCAUAACCUUUUUAUUCCGGAAUCUCAUUGCUGGUUGGAGCAGGUUAGAGCUUCCGAGUUCGGUGAAAGGUUGGCGAAACUUUUACGUUCUUUAGUUUUACGAUUCUGUGAAUUUUACAAACAACUACAACAAUAAAUUUAGAGUAGCUAUUUUUACAAUGUUUCGAUUACUCGCUUCGCUGCGUGUACGAGGUGAAACAUUGAUUACUACUGCAACUAGUUUGCUGGCAAAAACUGACAGUACAUCGUUGACGAAAAAUGCUCGUAAUUUUACAGUAAGUUCAAAACUAUUUGGCGAUUGGCCACAGAUUCAGAAACCCGCCCCGGAUUUUUCUGGUACUGCGGUAGUUAAAGGUGACUUCAAGGAAAUCAAAUUGAGCGACUACAAAGGAAAAUACGUUGUUUUGUUUUUCUAUCCAUUAGAUUUUACAUUUGUUUGUCCAACGGAAAUAAUUGCAUUUAGUGAAAAGAUCUCAGAGUUUGAAGCUCUGAAUACACAAGUGAUCGGAGUGUCAACAGAUUCUCACUUCAGUCAUCUAGCAUGGAUUAACACCCCGAGGAAACAAGGUGGCCUGGGAGGAGAUUUGGGUUAUCCUCUUUUGAGUGAUUUUAAUAAGAUCAUAUCAAGUAACUAUAAUGUUUUACUGCAAGAUUCGGGUAUUGCACUCAGAGGUCUCUUUAUCAUAGACAAGGAAGGAGUUCUUCGACAGUUUUGCGUCAAUGAUCUCCCAGUUGGCAGGAGUGUCGAAGAGACAUUGAGAUUGAUUAAGGCUUUCCAGUUUGUUGAGAAACAUGGUGAGGUAUGUCCUGCAAACUGGCAACCAGAUUCCAAAACCAUCAAACCGAACCCAAAAGAUAGCAAACAAUACUUUGAAUCGGUUAAUUAAGCAUGCAUUUAGGGGUUUUGUUCAAGGGAUAUAUACACAUACACACACAAUAGAUUAUAAUGUAAUAUACCUGAUUGAUUAUGGUAAUAUAAUAUAAUAUAUGAUGGUUAUAAUGCAAUAGAAUUAAUGUUGCAAUUGAUUGUAUAAACUGAACAAAAGCUGAAAAAAUUAUACAUUUUAUUAUAAAAUAA